CCUCUAUUGAGUUGUCAACUAAAACUAGAUAUUUUUUCCCCCUAUUGCAUUAGGAAUCUUUAGACUUUUUGAAGCAAAUAGCUUUAUGACAUCGUUAAUGAAGUAACACCCAUUGAGAUGUGAACAUUGGUUAUUAAACUUUUCACUAGAGCAUUGGUCAACAAAAGCCUCCCUCUCCUCUCUAUAUAUUUGUGUAGACAAACAAGAGAAAAACAUCAUUUCAAGUUCAAACUAAAAAAGAGAGAGAUGAUGAGAAUCAUGGUAGCAUUACUUCUAGCAAUUGUGGUCAUGAACAUGGCCUCAUUAGGCCAUGCCCUCCCAGACGACCAAAGUCCGGCCGCCGUAGAAAAAUGGUUUACACAGUAUUCCAAUGCAGUGCCCAAGUUAACCAAACUCCAUUUCUACCUCCACAACAUCGUCAGCAAGAAUCCUCCGGCAAGCGUCGCAAUCGCUCGCGCAGACUCCACCGCCACGUCGCCUACGAAAUUCGGCCUAGUCACCGUACUAGACGGUCCACUAGCUGACCAACCAAACUCACCGGAAGUCAUUGGUUAUGCACAAGGUCUCUUUACUUUGUCCUCACAGGAAGAAUUGAGUACCCUUAUGACUAUUAAUUUCGUGUUUACCGCCGGCGAGUUUAAAGGUAGCACUCUCAGUAUCUUGGGGCGUAACGUGGUGGUUGCCCCGGUCAGGGAGUUCCCGAUAGUUGGUGGUACCGGUGAUUUCCGGAUGGCACGAGGAAUCGGCACGGCUACAACUAACUAUGUUAAUUCCACCACCGGAGAUGAUAUUCUCGACAUCCAUUUCGUAUUCUACCGUUUCGUUCUUCCCGGCGCCGACUCUGAUUCCGAGCAUAAAGAUGAAUUAUAAUUAACGUUUGAUGCCAUGUCUAGUUCUGCUUCGUAGUUUUGCCGUUUGUCUUUUGAUAUAUGUUCCUUUCUAGUUCAUCCCUGUAACGUUUUUGUACUGCUUGUGAAAUCCAUUUGCGAAAUCAAUAAAGUCGUAGUUUGCCUAUUGGGCGCCGGUCUCCUCACAAAACGAGAACUUUCAAAUUAAAGGAUCGGAAAAAUGAGUUAUUCCACUGCUACUGAGGAUCAAAUUGCAAAAACUUCAGCUGUCAGAUAUCUCUACUAAGGAAAAAUCCGGUUGGCCGGAGGUCGAUCGAGCCCCUGCCCCCCCUUAUAUCCAUCCAUGGCUGGUUGUUUAAUUUGUGAUUUCUAGUCAACAUAUACCAAACUUUAAAUUAUUUCUUUCAAUAGACUUGAAUGUAUUCCUUUCAGAUCAG
Messenger RNA from Oldenlandia corymbosa var. corymbosa, 1285 nucleotides. Lineage: Eukaryota; Viridiplantae; Streptophyta; Magnoliopsida; Gentianales; Rubiaceae. The record is from the annotation of a GenBank genome assembly.